Messenger RNA from Ceratitis capitata (Mediterranean fruit fly), 1387 nucleotides. Its product is annotated as pickpocket protein 28-like. The record is from RefSeq and is a predicted model, not a curated record. The transcript is spliced from 4 exons. Lineage: Eukaryota; Metazoa; Arthropoda; Insecta; Diptera; Tephritidae. Gene Ontology annotation, biological process: sodium ion transmembrane transport. The coding region runs from base 74 to 1327 and encodes 417 amino acids. Gene Ontology annotation, molecular function: ligand-gated sodium channel activity. Gene Ontology annotation, cellular component: membrane.
UAUUGCUAAUGAAAUUACCGACUGGAGCAACUUAAGAGGUUUUGUUUCAGAGAUCUCGCAGACAUGUAGUGAAAUGCUGAUCAGCUGCAAAUACGGUGGAGUUAAGUACAAAUGUACUGAAAUUUACCAGCCCGUUAUAACCAACAGCGGUUCAUGUUGUGCUUUUAAUAUGGUUCAUGGAAAGUUCUUGUUCAGAAGAAACUCAGAGUGUGCUAACUGCACAGCUCAAACACCGAAGGGCACUGAGCACGUUGAAUGGAGUCCAGAGAACGGUUACCAGAAAAAUUUGCCUCGAAGUUAUAGUCCUAUGCCUGCAAUUGGCACGGGCGAAACAUUGGGCUUGUCCGUAACACUGGAUGUGCAAGCUGAUAAUUAUUACUGUUCAUCUGCGAGUAGCGUUGGUUUCAAGAUACUAUUACAUAAUCCUCUUGAGGUGCCUAACAUGCGGGAAAUCGGUUUGCCACUGACGCCCGGUCGUGAGACAAAAGUCCGAAUAAGAGCUGUUAAAACCGAUUCGGAACAGGGCUUGCGUUCAAUGAGUAAAAUGUCGCGGAGAUGUCUCUUCGCCGAUGAAAAACCUUUAGAGUACUAUAGAUUUUAUACACAACGCAAUUGUGAGGUGGAGUGUUUGGCGAAAAUGCUGUUGAAAUAUUGUGGUUGCGUAACACAUUUUGUGCCCUUAUUUUUGGAGAACCAAAACCAAUGUGGUAUUUACGAGAUGUCCUGCGUGAUGCGUAUACACCUGCAAUCGAUGGUUACAAAUAAUGGCAAGGGUUGUCCCGAAGUCUGCCUGCGCGGUUGCUAUGAUUUGACUUACCUACCGGAUUUCUUCACAAUACCGUUAUCACAUUCAGGAUUUCAAGUCAUUAACCAAGGCAUUAAGAAUAUGAGUAGUGCCUACGUAGAGAAAAAUGUUGCAGUAGUAAAUAUUUACUUCAAGGAUGUCGCGUACAGAAGCAGCAAACAGGCGGAAUAUAUUGGAAUAACGGAUUUUUUAUCAAAUAUUGGUGGAAUCCUUGGACUAUUCUUUGGCUUUAGUUUCAUGUUCUUAGCGGAAUUCAUAUUCUAUUUUCUUUUGAAGCCGAUUCGGGUGCUGAUUGUUAAAUCUUGGUCAAAACGAGACAUAAAAAAAGGGAUUUCCAAAAAGUUGAGGCCAUUUGAAAAACUUUCGAAACCAUCCAACCAACUGAAUUCAAGUGAACAGAUAGAAGCUGUUGAUAGUUAUUUAAAAGGUAAAAACCACACAGAUAUUUUUCAUUCGAAAGGAGAGGGUCUGCCACAAAAACCUAAUAUCCCAUGGCAACUUGGUAUGGAAUAUACACCUUAAAAAUUUUUAAAAUUUAUGUUUAAUGUAUUUUUAAUAUGUAUUUAUUAAACAAAAUUAUAU